AUGUCGACGCCAAACCGAAGGCAGAGGGACUCGCAGUCUGCGACGCCCCGUCGCUCAACGCGGAAUUCUGAGGCCGGAACCCCCGCGCAAUUGGUGUCCAGCCCGCUCUUCUAUCAGUCCUCGCCAGCUCCCGCACAAGGCAUCGAUGAGGUCAUGGGAGAUGUUUCGUCGCCUCUGCGGCAGAUGUCCAACAGCCAGAGCACGCAGCCUACCAAUGGGCAUGCGCCGAGCUCACCGCUGAGGCAGAUGACUGAUACUCAGUCGACUGGCCAACGAACACCGCGAGCCAGUGCAGGCCUUGCUGGAGAAUCUUCUCCCAUUCGAUACGAACCUAGCUCUAGUCCUGGCCGGACCCCGAGGCUGCACUCGGAUCUGCGCAGCGAAAGCAGUGGCCUCUUUGUUGGCUCCAGCCGUGGGACGCCUUACAGACGUGGAGACAUCAAUUCAGACACCGUCAGAACCCCUCGUGCUCCUCGACAUGUUAUCCUGGACGAAGCAGGGCGAGUAAUGAGAGAGGGCCAAGCCCCCGGCUCCGACGCUGCCUCUUUCGCGAACCGAGACCCCAAUACCUCUGAGGCCGAUCAUCUGGGUGGCGCCGGUCAAAGUCUCAUCUGGGGUACUACUGUGUCCAUUGAUGAUACAUUUGCCACUUUCAAAGACUUUUUGCGACACUUCACGCUCAAGUACCGCAUGUAUAGGGAUGGUCUUACGGAUGCCGAGGUGCAUGCUGCCCCCGACGCCGAAUCCAAGCCUUACUGGGAGGCUCUGCAGAACAUGCUAUUGCUUGGCACCACUAGACUUUACCUCGACAUUUCGGAUUUGAAUCUCUACCCACCAACAAGGAAGCUAUGGCAUCAGAUCCAAGCCUACCCUCAGGAGGUGGUGCCUGUCAUGGAUCAGUCUGUUCAUGACUUGAUGCUUGACAUUGCUCAGGCUGAGACGAUGAGGAACCGGCCGUCACAAAGUAGUGCCGGACAGCAAGCUUCUCAACGAAGCACCCAAGGCUCUGAGCCUGUAUUUCCUAGCUCUGACAGGCCUGACGAGGGCAUCACUCCUACACCCCGUCCUCGAGACGAAGAACCCACCUUGGAGGAUCAAGUGGCAGCUUCACUUUACGUCGUGCGUCCGUUUGGUCUUGAUAAUAUGACUAAUUUGAGAGACCUGAACCCUUCUGACAUGGAUCGCCUUGUAUCUAUCAAGGGCCUUGUGAUUCGUACCACACCAGUGAUCCCCGACAUGAAAGAUGCCUUCUUCCGCUGCAACGUCUGCAACCACUCGGUCAACGUCGGGUUGGACAGGGGCAAGAUUCGAGAGCCUACUGAAUGUCCUCGUCCCAUGUGCGCCUCCAAGAACUCGAUGCAGAUCGUCCACAACAGGUGCUCAUUUGAAGAUAAGCAAGUCAUCAAGCUUCAAGAGACCCCAGACAGCAUUCCUGCCGGCCAGACGCCCCAUUCCGUCUCCGUAUGCGUCUAUAACGAGCUUGUUGACUUCUGCAAGGCUGGUGAUCGUGUUCAGUUGACUGGCAUCUUCCGCGUCAGUCCUGUGCGAGUGAAUCCGCGACAAAGGGCCAUCAAAAGCAUUUACAAGACCUAUGUGGAUGUCUUGCAUGUUCAAAAAGUCGACAAGAAGCGCCUUGGAGCUGACCCAUCCACACUUGGUGUGGAAGGCGAAGAUGAGGUGGAAACACGCAAGGAUGAAAUGGAAGAGACUCGUCGCAUUACGGCCGAGGAUGAGCUGAAGAUCCGAGAGACGUCACGUCGCCCUGACAUUUACGAGCUCCUUUCCAGAUCACUAGCUCCUUCGAUCUAUGAAAUGGACGACGUCAAGAAGGGUAUCCUGCUGCAGCUCUUUGGCGGCACCAAUAAGACCUUCCAAAAGGGUGGCAGCCCCAAAUACAGAGGCGACAUCAACAUUCUCCUCUGUGGUGAUCCGUCUACCGCUAAAUCGCAAAUGCUGUCAUAUAUCCACAAGAUUGCUCCUCGUGGUGUUUAUACAAGUGGCAAGGGUUCUUCGGCCGUUGGUUUGACUGCAUACGUCACUCGUGAUCCCGAGACUAGACAGCUUGUUCUCGAAUCUGGUGCUUUGGUACUGUCUGACGGAGGUGUUUGCUGCAUUGACGAGUUUGACAAGAUGAACGAAUCGACUCGGUCAGUCCUUCACGAGGUAAUGGAGCAGCAGACAGUGUCAAUAGCCAAGGCCGGCAUCAUCACCACUCUCAACGCUCGAACCAGCAUUCUUGCUUCUGCCAACCCCAUCGGCAGUCGCUAUAACCCCGACCUGUCCGUCCCUCAAAAUAUCGACCUUCCGCCCACCCUACUUUCCCGUUUCGACCUCAUCUAUCUUAUCCUUGAUCGAGUUGACGACAAGACGGACCGUCGGAUGGCAAAGCAUCUCUUGUCCAUGUACCUGGAAGACAAGCCUCAGUCGGCACCCACCAGCAACGACAUCCUCCCUGUCGAGUUCCUGACUCUGUACAUCUCGUACGCCCGCGCCAAUAUUCAGCCCGUGAUUUCAGAAGAAGCCGCCAAGGAGCUUGUCGACAGCUACGUCGCCAUGCGCGCUCUCGGCCAAGACGUCCGCGCCGCAGAGAAGCGCAUCACGGCCACCACUCGACAACUCGAAAGCAUGAUCCGUCUCGCCGAAGCCCACGCCAAGAUGCGUCUCUCCGAGACCGUCACGAAGGACGACGUUCAGGAAGCUUACCGCCUCAUUCAGUCUGCCCUUAAAACGGCCGCUACGGACUCUGAGGGUAGAAUUGACAUGAGCCUGCUCACAGAAGGCACCAGCACCGCGGAACGGAAGCGCCGCAGCGAACUCAAGGACGCGGCACUCCGGCUGCUGGAUGAGAUGACUGCUGGCGGAAACACCGUCCGAUGGAACGACGUGUCCAGGAGACUGGCUGAAUCUUCCAGCGUGCCCAUCGAGACGGCUGAGUUUAAUGAAGUAAUGAGAGCGCUGGAGGCUGAGAAUGCCAUCAUGGUGUCUGGCGAGGGUGCGAGAAAGAGUGUUCGGAGAGUUACGGCCGUUGUUUGA
Molecule: messenger RNA, 3033 nt
Organism: Trichoderma aggressivum f. europaeum
Lineage: Eukaryota; Fungi; Ascomycota; Sordariomycetes; Hypocreales; Hypocreaceae
Exons: 3
Coding region: 1-3033 (1010 amino acids)
Biological process (GO): double-strand break repair via break-induced replication; DNA replication; mitotic DNA replication initiation
Cellular component (GO): MCM complex; nucleus
Molecular function (GO): ATP binding; single-stranded DNA helicase activity; single-stranded DNA binding
Source: RefSeq, a predicted model, not a curated record